Cinara cedri is the source of this 6425-nucleotide messenger RNA. The record is from the annotation of a GenBank genome assembly. Lineage: Eukaryota; Metazoa; Arthropoda; Insecta; Hemiptera; Aphididae.
AAUAUUUAUCUGUAAUUGUGAUGAUUACAGAAGUUAUAAUUUAUAAACAUUAUUAUUGUAAAAUAAAUUGACAAAUUGAAGUAUGGAUAUGUUUUGCGGUAUGUAAAACACACAAUUGUGUUUUUUUGUUGGUUACAAGUAUUGCUUUAUUUAAAAAAUGUGUAAUAAUACUAAAGAAGAAGAUAUUGUAGAAAAAUGGGGCUUGCCUUUGAAAGAACUAUAUACACUGGCUCUAAAGUUUUUUAAAGGUAAGUUAUUAUUUUUAAAAUAUUGGUUUUUAAUUGGCAAGACUAUUUAUGUUAUAGUAAAUCAAUUUAUCAUACUAUUCAAACUUACUUAAUGUGUCCCAAAAAUUAUUAAAAAGAAAUCUGUUUGUGCUCGUGCUUUGUAUUUAACUAAUUUUAAAAUAUAUUAAUAUCAUGACAUCUCCUUCAAUUAUCUUGUAAAUAUUAUUGUAUCUUGUAAAGUUAUUAAAGAUUACCUAGGAACCAGAAAUACAUAUUGUGUGUGACAAAAAAAAAAUGUAUUGUUAGAUAUUUGAAUUAUGACUACUGAUAAUAAUAUAAGUUAUGUAUAAGUAACUUACAAUCAAUUUACAUCAAUUUUAAAUUGAUAUCUAGUUUAAUUUAGUGGGUUUUAAUUAAUAUGAAUUUCAUAAUAUUAUAUUUGUAUGCAGAAAAAGAAGGUAAAGCUAUACACUUUACAUAUGAUGAUAAAUUGAAACUCGUUGCAUAUACACGUCAAGUUUGUCAUGGAAAAUUAGAUGAAUCAAAAUUACCACCGUUGGGUGUAUUUGAUGUUAUUGGAAGAGAUAGACGGUAAAUGUCAUUGUUUUUACUGUUUUAGAUAUUGAUUAAUACAUGUAUUAUAUUCAUUUAUUUAAAUUGUACAGGCUAGCUUGGCAAGCACUAGGUGAUAUGUCAACUGAAAACUCUAUGGUGAAUUUUGUUAAAUUGGUUAAUAAAGAAUGCACUUUAUUUAAACAUACUAUUGAAGCAUAUAAAGCAGAUUUGAUUGAGCAAAAACGGAUCACGUAAAUAUCUUUAUCAUUAAAUAAACUGAUACAAAUCUAAGUAAUGAAUGAGUGUAAUCUGAUUUUCACAAAUUAGACUGAACAUCACUAGACCAUAUGAAGAGCCUAAUUAAUUGUUUAAUGAAAACCAUAUUCUAAAAUUCUCAUAUUAUAAUUAAUAGACUCCAUUUAGACACAAUUUAUAAAGUAGCCAAUGCUAUUUCAUAACAAUUGAGUUGUAGUAUUAGGACUAGAAAAAAAAAAUGAAAUUUUCACAUUUACAAUAUUACUAUUUACUUUAUACAGUACAAUUUUAAAACAGAUUUUGUAAAGUAGAAAAAAACACUUUUGUUAAUAAUAAAAUAAAUAAAAUAUUAUUGUAUGUCAAUUAUAAAGCAAUGAACAUAUUUUUAUAAUAUUUCAGUGAAGAAAAUAUGAAAAAAGAACAAGAAGAACUAGAAAAACAACUUGCAUCAAUGGAAUUAAAACAAAAAGAAGAAGAAGAAAGAUGUAAACAAGAAAAUACCAAGUAUUUAAACAUACUUAUUCUUAAUUCUUUUAACUGUAUAACUCUCAUUUUAAGAUUUUAUAUUAUAUGUAAAGAAAAUCUUUGUACAACUGAUAAUUUAUUAAAAUUGGUGGAUAUUUUAAUUUAAGAUUACAUUUCAGGCAACUCGUUCAAGAAGCAUUAAAUAUACAAACAUAUAGCCAAUUUCUAACUUACGCCCAGAAUCAAUUUCCAAAUAAUCCGGAUGAAGUUAGUUAUAUACAAUUAAUUAAAAACGAACCAAAACAACAUUUUAACAUUUUUUUUAAAAUUUUGUUCUGCAUUUACAAAUGUCUAAUUUUACAACAAUACUGUUUAAUGUUAUUUAAAGCAAGCUGUACUUGUAAGGCAACUACAAGAACAACAUUAUCAUCAAUAUAUGCAACAGUUACAACAAAACUAUGAACCUGGAAAAGAAUUAGAUAAUAUAACUACAAACUUAGUAGCUGUUCCUGAAGAUAAUAGAGUAAUUGAACAGGAGACUGUUUGUAACGAACAAUGUGAAAAUAAUGACUGUCUUUCUGGAGAAUGUAUAUUACAUAUUAUAUCAAGAUACAAAACAAUAAAAUAUUUUUGUUUUUAUUUAAUUUAUCAUUAAUAAAACAUUUUUUUAUUUUAGGCUCUGUUCAAACAUUAUUUCCUGCUUCAAUGUGGACAAGAAAAAACAUUGAUGAAUUUAAAGCUAAUUUAGUACGUGAUGGUGGAGAAUCGGUUAUUAAGGUUAACCAUGGAGAAACAGUUACUGUAAGUGUUUUAAAUUCAGAGCGUAGUAACAAAUCUAUUGGUUUUACUACAAUGUGUUUCUGAAAGGUAAUAUGUCUAAUUUAUCUCUGGUUAGUGCAUUUAAAAUGUUAUUUUUUUUUAAUUUUCAAAAUAAUUGGGAAAAACCGAAAAGAAAAUAUAGGUUUAAUGGCAGAUAUUUAUAACGUUACUAAUUUCAUUGUUUUUAAUUUUUAAAACGUGUUUUUCUACCAUACAUUUUGCUCUAAUAGAAAAACAGCAAGUACCUUUUUUGUUGUAUUUUUAAUCUAGUUGGUGAAUAAGAAUGCUGUUUUUUUAAUUUUUUUUGUAGUUUCAUUAAAUCUAAAAUGCAACAAAAAAGGUUUCUAGUUGUUUUUUGAUUGAAGAAAGAAAUAAUUGAAGUAGAAAUUAUAUACAUAAUUUAAAAAUAAAAUAAAAAACUUCAUUAUAAACCGAUAUAUUCCUCACUUUGAUCAAAAUCUAAUCAUAAUUUCCUAAUAUUAUUUAUAGGUUAGAGUUCCUACAGCUGAAGGUGGUAAGUGUGUAUUUUGGGAAUUUGCAACUGAUGGUCAUGAUAUAGGAUUUGGUGUUUACUUUGAAUGGGUCAAACCUACUACUAAUCAAGUCUCUGUGCAUGUUUCUGAAAGUGAAGAUGAUGAUUGUGACGAUUUAGAAGACGAUGACGAUGGUAGUAUAAACUCAAUGUUCAUUGAGUUCAUUAUUUAAAUACAUUAUCUGAUUAUUUGAAAUGAAUGGCGGUCUCGUAAUUUUAUACACAAAUAUUUAGUAAAAUUGCAUUUUAAAUACCAAAAAUAAUAUAUUUGACUGUUAGAAUUUGCAGUAGAAUUUAUGUUAUUAAUAUACAAACUAAUAAAAUUUGGGAAUAUUAUAACAGAAUAACAUAUUAUAAAAUAUGUUUAAAACAUAUACACCUGUAUAUUCUAAAAUAUAAAUAUCAAUAAUAGAUUUCAUUAUUAGUAGCAUUGAGUGUACUACUAUUUUCUAUUUUAACAAAUGUUUAUUUUUGUUUCCAUGUAUAAAAAAAUAAUAAUAGUUUAUUUAUUAUAUUUUCCUAUGCUAUGUAUUUACAUAGCUUGGGAAGAUAUAUAUAUAAAAAAAUUAGAUUAUAGAACCCAAAAGAAUUUAAAAUGUAUAGUAAUUUAAUAUUCAGGUACUUAUCAAUACUGAACAAAUAUUUUUAUAAAUAUUAUGAAUACCCACUCUUCACUUUUCAGUCCAUUUUUAUUAUAGCAUCUAAACAUGAUUUCUUCUGCAAAUAUAGCAUUUCUAAAUUCUCUAGGUAUCAGAUAAACAAAUAAUUAUAUAGUUAAUAUAUUAAAUGUAAAUUUUACAAAAUGAAUACAAAUUUAUCUAUUUUGUGAAAUGGAAACCUUAAUUUUAUACUUGGUGUAAUUUUUAUUAAAUUUACACGAUAUGGAUACAUUUAAUAAAUUAUAGAAUAUUGUAAAUACAAUAGAUAUACUUGUAUUAUAAAAAAUUGGUAAAUUAUUUAUCACAAUUUAACAAUUUAUGACAAAUCUUCACCAUUAACAAUUAUUCAUAAUCAUAAUAAUUUAAUGUUAAUAUCAUAUUUUUUGAGGAGAUGAUAAUUUAAUCUAUUUGAAAUUAUUAAAGGUACAAUAUUAUCAUAAUGUUGGCUAGUGAAGGAAAUAAAAGUAUUGAUACAUGAAUGAUAAAAAUAUAUCAAUAUUCAAUUAUAAUGAAGUAAUAAAAUGUUAAAAAUGUUUAUACCAGAUACCAAUUAGGAAUUCAAUAGAAUAAUUCCUGUAUGAGUAUAUCUAUUAUAUUAAUAAUGUAUUAUAUUUCAUUAAUAUAUUCAUAUCUUGUAAAAUUUACAUAAAUUGUAAAACAAAGAUUUCCAUUUCACUAAGUAUAUUAUGUUUACACCAUGUGGAUGUGACAUAUUAUUUAUUGAUGAUUGUUAUUAUUAGAUUUACUUAAUGAAUUAGAAGCAAAUGGUCACACCAUUCAAGAUAUAAAAAAGGCUAACGAGAUAAAUAGACCACCAUUAUCAAUAAUUAUUCCCGUAUACAGAAGAGACUGUCAUAAGGAAGUAUAUGCUGGAAAUCACUUGUAUCCUGGCGAAGGAGUUUAUUUACUUAAGUUUGAUAACUCCUAUAGUUUAUGGAGAUCAAAAACACUAUAUUAUAGAAUUUUUUACACACAAUAAUUUAUUAUUCUUUAGCUUCUCACAAAUAUGUUGUAGAGUUAAAAACCUUACUUAUAUUCGCAUCCUUUUUUUAGAAAUUAUAAUUAACAUAUUUUAAUCACCAUAGUGAGUGCUGUAAAAUAAAUUAGGAUAUCUAAAUAUUUUAGAAAAAAAAAGAGACUGCAUGAUAAAGUUUAAUUAUCUCUGUAGAAUACUAUCAUUAAUUUUUGCUUUGCUUUUCAGUUACAAUGUAAUAUUAUAUUAUAUAAGUUUAUUAACUAUAUUAUAAAUAGUUUAUAGCAUAUAAAUAUCAAACUUUUGUUUUAAGCUGUAAAACAACAUUCAUUGUUUUAAUAUUCUAAUACGCUAUAAGUCAUAACCAGGAUUUGGGAUUUAAAAUCAUACAAAAAGGCAUUUAAAGAAAAAAAAAAACUUCAAUAUAGCCUAGCCCUAGCUUAAAUUGAAGCAACUUAAAUAUAUUUAAAAAAGCAAAAGAACUAUAGUCUGUCACAUGAGAGUUCGGGUCGCUUGCUGCCAGUCAAAAACGGUCACUGCUGUGCAUCCCCGCAUCACAACCUUGCCCAUCAAUCACCCGCUUGAUGGUGUUCGAAGUCAGUUGUAAAAUUAUACAUGCACAGAAGCGGCCCGAUUUCUUGUGGGACAGACUAUAGUAAAUGAUUACUAUUGUUUUUUUAAUUAAUUAAUAAAGAACUUUCUAUUUCAUAUUUGAAUUUGUUGUAUAACAUACAUUUUCAUUACACUAUUAAAUUUAAUGUGAAGUUAAAAAUCAGCAAAUGCUACAAAUCAUGGAACACUGGUCAUAACCAGAAUAGUAAUUUUAAUCUCAUUACAUUGUUAUUGUAUUUGUACCUAUUUGCAUUACCUUACUUAGUAUUUUAGGAAACAUUAAUAAGGAUAAAAAAUAUUAUUCUAAACUGAUAUAAAAUUGUAUGUUAAAUAUAUGUGAUUUAUUUUAAUGAAAAUAGUUUAAUAUAUUGAAUACAUAUUAAUAUACACAGUAAAAAUAACUAAAAAAAUAAUGGUAUAGGGAUUUAUAUCCACUUAAUUCAUAUUGUGCAAGUAAAAAUUAAAAAUUCCAAAUAUUUAUCCAAUAUUUAAUGCAAAUAUGUCUAUUAAAAAACAUACCAAUUUUAUUUUCUAAUUGGGUUUAGUAAUUUUUAGUAAUUCAUAAUAUGAGAAUUAACAUUAUUAAAUACAUUACCUUAAAAUUUAUACAAUUAUUACUGAUGAUUUUACAAAUCUUCUGGGUGUUUAAAGUUUAUGUAUUCAAUAUUAAAUUAUUUAAUUAAAAAAAAAAAACUUGUUGAACUGAUUUAAUGUAAAAAUAAAAAUUUCCUUUUUUUUUUAUUUAUAUAGUAAUUUUGUCAUAAAAUAUUAAUAAAAUAAACUACUUAUUGACCAAAAAAAUCUGUAUUCUUUUACCCACUACUUAAGUUUUCUCUGGACCAAAAAAGCUUUAACUUGGGAGAUCAAGAUUGUUUUACAGGCGGAUUGAAGUGAUAAAAAUGAUAAGAGACUGAAAAAAAAAUGUUUUAAUUAUAUAUUGUUAUUAUAAUCAAAUUAAUAUUAUGAAAUGUAAAAAUGUGUACACAAUUAAACCAAUAGUCGCUCAAUUUCAGUCUGAAUUUGUAAGAUUUGUGGUCGUAUUUGUGAACCCUCGUCAGUAGUAAUAGAACAAGCUAUAACUGAUCUUGAAACACCACAUGCUCGUCCCAAUGCUGUAAAAUAAAAAUUAGGUACAAUUAAAUACAUAAGAUAUGUCAUGUUUAAAUUGUUGAAUAAAAAAACAAACCCUGUUUGGAUCUAAUAAAAACAUAAGGCACAUUUUUAUCUUCACAUAGCAGUGGCAAGUGCAAUAAUAUUUCUAAAGGUUCUGCAUCAGCGGCACAUACUAUAAAUUCUGAUAUACCUCUAUUUAAGGUUUUAGUAGCUAA